This is a messenger RNA of Alexandromys fortis (reed vole), 2875 nucleotides long. Its product is annotated as myocardin-like. Gene Ontology annotation, cellular component: nucleus. Gene Ontology annotation, molecular function: transcription coactivator activity. Bases 1 to 2247 code for a protein of 748 amino acids. The record is from RefSeq and is a predicted model, not a curated record. Lineage: Eukaryota; Metazoa; Chordata; Mammalia; Rodentia; Cricetidae. The transcript is spliced from 7 exons. Gene Ontology annotation, biological process: smooth muscle cell differentiation; cardiac muscle cell differentiation; positive regulation of transcription by RNA polymerase II.
AUGUCUCCCUUUUCUUUACAGUCCAAGUCUUUGAGUGAUAGUAAGAACCGCCACAAAAAGCCCAAGGACCCCAAACCGAAGGUGAAGAAGCUUAAAUACCACCAGUACAUCCCCCCAGACCAGAAGGCAGAGAAGUCCCCACCACCCAUGGAUUCUGCCUAUGCCCGGCUGCUGCAGCAACAGCAGCUCUUCCUGCAGCUGCAGAUCCUCAGCCAGCAGCAGCAGCAGCAGCAGCAACAGCAGCAGCAACAGCAGCGGUUCAACUACCCUGGGAUACACCAAACACACCUCAAAGAACCUAAUGAACAGAUGGUCAGAAAUCCGAAUUCCUCCUCAACACCAUUGAGUAAUACUCCUCUGUCCCCUGUCAAAAGCAGUCUGUCUGGACAAACUGGUGUUUCUUCUCUAAAACCAGGCCCCCUUCCAGCAAACCUGGAUGAUCUCAAGGUGUCCGAGUUAAGACAACAGCUUCGAAUACGAGGCUUGCCGGUGUCAGGCACCAAGACAGCACUGGUGGACAGGCUUCGACCCUUCCAGGACUGUGCUGGCAACCCUGUGCCCAACUUCGGGGACAUCACGACUGUCACCUUUCCUGUUACACCCAACGCCUUGCCCAGUUACCAGUCCUCCCCUUCGGGCUUCUAUCACUUCGGCAGCACGAGCUCCAGCCCACCCAUCUCCCCUGCUUCAUCGGACCUGUCGGCCGCAGGGUCCCUGCCAGACACCUUCACUGAUGCGUCACCUGGUUUCGGCCUGCAUGCGUCCCCGGUGCCAGCCUGCACCGACGAGAGCCUGUUGAGCAGCCUGAAUGGGGGUUCCGGCCCCUCGGAGCCCGAUGGGCUGGACUCGGAGAAGGACAAGAUGCUGGUGGAGAAGCAAAAGGUGAUCAACCAGCUCACCUGGAAGCUGCGGCAGGAGCAGCGGCAGGUGGAGGAGCUGAGGAUGCAGCUGCAGAAGCAGAAGAGCAGCUGCAGCGACCAAAAGCCACUGCCCUUCCUGGCCGCCACCAUCAAGCAGGAAGAUGUCUCUAGCUGUCCCUUUGCAGCUCAACAAGUGUCUGGGAAGGGACAGGGCCACAGCUCUGACAGUCCUCCUCCGGCCUGCGAGGCUGCUCAGCUGCUGCCCCACUGUGUGGAGUCCUCAGGUCAAACCCAUGUACUCUCGUCCACGUUUCUCAGCCCCCAGUGUUCCCCUCAGCACUCGCCCCUGGGGACCCUGAAGAGCCCCCAGCACAUCAGCCUGCCCCCCUCACCCAACAACCCUUACUUCCUGCCCGCCUCCUCUGGGUCGCAGAGAGAGAGCCAUGGGGUCUCCUCACCUAGCAACAGCCAAGGGUGCGCACAGACCUCAGGGGCACACGAAAGCCAUCCUCCUAGCUUCUCCCCACCGUCUUCCAGCCUCCAUCAGCCCUUCUCUGGUACCCAAGCAGACAGCAGUCACAGUGCUGGGCUCAACCCUUGUCCUAAAAGCCCUGUUAUCCAUCCAAAGAUGACUGGUUUGCAAUCUUCUGACAAGGUGGGGCCAAAGUUUUCAAUUCCAUCCCCAACUUUUUCCAAGUCAAGUUCAGUGGUUUCCGAGAUAACCCAGCCCCCAUCCUAUGAAGAUGCAGUAAAGCAGCAAAUGACUCGGAGUCAGCAGAUGGAUGAACUCCUGGAUGUCCUCAUUGAAAGCGGAGAAAUGCCUGCUGAUGCCAGGGAAGAUCAUUCUUGUCUUCAAAAAGUCCCGAAGAUACCUGGGUCCUCCUGCAGCCCUACCACCAUCCUCCCCAAGUCCUCAGCUCCCUUUGAGCAGGCAUCUUCGGGAGGUCAGAUCUCCUUUGACCACUAUGCCACCGACAGAGAUGAACACCUAGAAGUCUUACUGAAUUCUCACAGCCCCAUGGGAAAAGUGAGAGACGUCACCCUCCUCAAGAUCGGCAACGAGGAGACUCCUUUUGAUGGAAUCGUGGAUGGCUUCCCAGGGAAGGCUGCCGAAGACCUCUUUAGCGCUCAUGAGCUCUUGCCUGGGCCCCUCUCCCCGAUACAUCCGCAGUUAUCACCCUCAUCCGUGGACAGCAGUGGCCUGCAGCUGAGUUUCACAGAAUCUCCCUGGGAAACAAUGGAAUGGCUGGAUCUUACUCCACCAAACUCCACGCCAGGCUUCAGCAACCUCACCACCAGUGGCCCCAGCAUAUUCAACAUCGAUUUCCUGGAUGUCACAGAUCUCAAUUUGAAUUCCCCCAUGGACCUCCACUUACAGCAGUGGUAAACCCUUGAGGAACAAGGGCUAAGUGAGUUUGAUAGAGAUUCCAUGGGGGAAAGCACACAACCAGAAACACUUGUGUGAUCCAAAAGAUGAAAGGGAAAAAAAUGGGGAGAGGGGGGAAAAACAGCGAUGGAGGUUUUUGUGACAGUCAACCAGAACAAAUAGGAGGCAGUCAUUAGGAUACGUCUGAUGUAAUUCCUACCAGCAUUCAGUAACUGUUGAAAACUUCAGCAAUGCACUCCAAAUUGUGCUUUCUCAGAUUAAAAAUGCCAAAAUUGUCUUUCACUGCCUUUUCUCAUACCAGAAUUUUUCUAGCCCACAGUUUGUCCCAGGCAUUACUGGGACGUAAGUUCACACGACAGUUUGUCUCAAGCAUUACUGAGGCAUAAGCUCACACUGUUGACUUUUGUUAUGAAUUUACUAAACAUUCUAUGGAAGGAAAAUACAGCCUCCAGAGAGGGCAGGGAAGCCAGUGCCUCAGAGGUUCUGGAAGUCGUGCCAUGGUGGAGGCAACUUCCUACUUGUCCAACAUCUAUCUGUCAGAAGAGCAGGUCCUAUUUCAGCUGAUAGAGUCCGUAAGGCAAAAGAGAGGGACAAAACCAAUCCAUUCCAAAAAAAAAAGCAACAAUAA